Molecule: messenger RNA, 1601 nt
Organism: Clupea harengus (Atlantic herring)
Lineage: Eukaryota; Metazoa; Chordata; Actinopteri; Clupeiformes; Clupeidae
Gene: rasl12
Product: RAS-like, family 12
Molecular function (GO): GTPase activity; GTP binding
Source: RefSeq, a predicted model, not a curated record
UCUGAAUGUUUGUUCGGGGAUUCCUUACAAGGACUUGGAGAGUCAUGCUCUGCGCGUAAGCAUCCGGAUGGUGAACCACAUCUGAACUUUUUAACUCACCCAAAGUCUGUUCGCUGUACAGAGGUUCCUCGGAAAAUUUGGAUUUAAGAUGGCGAUGUCCGGCAUACUUGUAUAUGAGUUUAUCUAAGAUCGUUUCACAGGAUGUCCCUGAUGUUUGGCAAAGGCAGAUCUUGUAAUGUUGUCUCCGUUCCGGAGCGGGGACUCGCAGAGAUUAACGUUGCCGUUUUGGGAGUCGCUGGUUCCGGAAAAUCAGCGCUGACCGUAAAGUUCCUUACCAGGCGCUUCAUCACGGAAUAUGAUCCGAACUUGGAGGACACCUACACCUCGGAGGAGGUCGUGGACCAUCAGCCUGUUCUCAUCAAGGUCAUGGACACAGCAGACCAGGCCGGCCCGGUGAAUUGCGAGCGAUACCUGGCCUGGGCAGGAGCCUACCUGGUGGUGUACAGCAUUGACGACCGCAGCAGCUUCCAGGGGUGCCAGUCCUACCUGGAGACUCUGAGCCAGAACGCCAGGGCCAACCAGCCUGAGACGCCGGUCUUACUGCUGGGGAAUAAGCUGGAUAUGGAGAGACACAGGCAGGUGAGUAAGUGUGAAGGUGCUGCGUUGGCAACUCGGUUCGGCUGUCUCUUCUUCGAGGUGUCGGCCUGUUUGGACUUCCUGUCUGUGCAGCACGUCUUCCAUGAGGCCGUGAGGGAGGUGCGACGCGAGGCCGAGAGGUCAUUUCCUGUUCGCCCGCUCUUCAUCAGCGAGGACCGCCACCUCCUUGGCCUCUCCGCCCCGCCUCAGGUGGCCCCGCCCUGCUUUAAGGAGAUGCCCACCCCUGCCACCGCCAAGCUGGUGACGGUGAAGUCCUCCAGGGCCCAGAGCAAACGCCGCGCCCCCACGCUCACCUUGCUCAAGGGCUUCAAAAUCUUCUGAAUGACUACACACUGCCCUCUGGUGGACAAACAGAGACACUGCGAGUGCUUAGGGCGGUUACACUGUGUAUGUACAAAAUGAGGGCUGCAACAGGUCCUGUCAGGCCAAUGAAAUUUGAUACAUUCCUGUUUUUUUUACACUGAACGAAAUAAGAGAGAGAGUAUGGACACCAUUUCCCAGGAAUAUGACAUGCACCACAGCACAUUAAAAAGUAAAUGUAUAAAUGCAGUAAGGACAUGAACAAAACGGACACUCUUGAAUAUUUUAGAUUUUGAAAUAUUUCCACCUUUUUCACAGAUAAUCCAGUUUAGAAUCUUACAUUUAUAAAACCUUAAUAUUUGUUAUGUGUAAUUGGCCAACUACCCUUCCAAUGUGACACUACAUUGCAAUCAUUUUUCACCAAGAACUGCAGGGUUAUAGUGCCCUCUAGAGAUUCACAUUAAAUACUACAGUUAUCUGUAGUGCACAAGUGCUUUAGGAAUGUCUGUUUUGAUCACAGUGAUUUAAUUACACAUGUUGCCAAUCACCUCAACAUAGCCCACAUCUUUUCGUCUGUUUUUACAUUUGUUUUGUUUUGUUUUGUUUUGUUGAUGUUGUCAUGGCAAUCACAGAUUAUUUACACA